GGUAUGAAAGUGGCAUUCGCGCUUUUUUGGGUUGCCGUUGUCAUUCUGAAUCUCAUAUGCGUGCAUUCAUACCCGAUGACUCCAGCUGACGUGCUUGGUGAUCAUGAAGAUUCAGUGACAAAAUCAACAUUCAAAAUCAAACCAGUCACCAAAAGUAAAAAGCACUAAGAAAGCGGACAACGAAAGGUUGUGAUGGGCAAUCCCAUUUACAUGCAAUAAAUCUUCUUCACUUGGC
Molecule: messenger RNA, 235 nt
Organism: Cylicocyclus nassatus
Lineage: Eukaryota; Metazoa; Nematoda; Chromadorea; Rhabditida; Strongylidae
Source: the annotation of a GenBank genome assembly